AUGCCGAUUGGCGACCUUCUUGCCCAGAUAACUGGUGAACCCAGCACCAGUUCCAGUUCCUUGCCCAACCUGCCCAAACGCAAAGCCCCCUCUACCGACACCCUCCGCCGGCCAGCCGACAAGCUACAAAGACCGAAUCCCACCUCUACCUCUACAUCCCGCCCCAUAAACCCAAGCAACAAACCUUCCACCUCCACCUCGUCGUUCAAAAAUGGCCAACCUACCCCUCCCCCCAACGAUGGCGCUCCUCUCACUUCCACCCCGGCAAAACCGCCAAAGAAAGGCUCGUUUGCCGAGAUCAUGGCGCGUGGGAAAGCGGUUCAAGCUACGCGGGGUCAGGUAGGUCAGAUUCGGCAUAAGAGGAUCGAGAAGCUGCCUAGUAAGCGGGAGAGGGAGGAGAUGAAGGGGGGUGGCGUGCGUGUGGGGAAGAACAUGGGACCUGGAAAUGGAGGAACGAAAUUCAAAAACGGGGUAGCGCAGAAUGGGAAGAGUGGUGCGAGUGGGAAUGGGAGUGGGAUUAGGGGUAUUGGGAAAGGGCAGGAGCCCGAGAAGAAAAUCAAGAAAGCAGCCAUGGCAACAACGGGGUAUUCUGGUACAGCGCGGCCGAAACCCGGAUCCUCAUCUACAUCCCACUCCCGGCCCACGGCUCGUCCGCCCCCUUCCUCUUCCAAACAACGAUACACGUAUGCCAGCGAGGAAGAAGACGAAGAAGGAGAAGAUGUGGAGAUGGACCAGGGAGGUUACGCAAGCGACGUUAGUUCUGACAUGGAAGCCGCGGCCUUCGAGGUCGAUGAGGAAGAGGAGUUCGCGGCGCGCAUGGCGAGGAAAGAGGAUGCUGAGGCCUUGGCAGAGGAGAAUCGCAUGAAGAGGGAGAAGGCGGAGAAGAAAAGGAGGUUGAUGGAGAUGGCUGCUAGGAGGCGUUGA
This is a messenger RNA of Lachnellula hyalina, 924 nucleotides long. RefSeq lists its product as uncharacterized. The record is from RefSeq and is a predicted model, not a curated record. The coding region runs from base 1 to 924 and encodes 307 amino acids. The transcript is spliced from 2 exons. NCBI's taxonomy places the organism in Eukaryota, Fungi, Ascomycota, Leotiomycetes, Helotiales, Lachnaceae.